AUGAAGAGCCUCAACAUGGGCAGAGGAACCAGGAAGAAAGAUGAAGAUUCAGGGACUGAAGUGGGAGAAGGGACAGAUGAAUGGUCCCAGUCUAAAGCCACAGUUAGACCUCCUGACCAGCUGGAGUUAACAGAUGCGGAGUUAAAAGAGGAGUUUACCCGGAUCCUGACAGCCAACAACCCACAUGCACCCCAGAAUAUUGUCAGGUACAGCUUCAAAGAAGGAACAUAUAAACUUAUUGGCUUUGUGAAUCAACUGGCAGUUCACUUCAGCCAGGUUGGGAACCUUAUCCCCAAAGAUUCAGAUGAAGGACGACGGCAGAACUAUCGUGAUGAGAUGACGGCAGGUUCACAGGAGUCCGUCAAGGUGGUGCUUUCAGACACAGAAAACCUUGAGGAAGAUGAAGAGCCCAAGGAAGCAGAAGCUGAAGCUGAAACUGGGAAUCAAAUAGAUGUGCCUACAGUUGAAGCAGUUGAAACAGUACCUGAAGAAGAAUUGAUGACUCCUAGGCAGCCCAAGGAGCGGAAGCUCACUAACAAGUUUAACUUCAGUGAGAGAGCCUCACAGACCUUCAACAACCUUCUCCGGGAUAGAGAUUGCCAGAUGGAGCCUCCUCCCAGGACAAACUUUUCAGCCACAGCCAAUCAGUGGGAGAUUUAUGAUGCCUACAUGGAGGAGCUUGAGAAGCAGGAAAAGACCAAAGAGAAAGAGAAGGCAAAGACCCCAGUGGCUAAAAAGUCAGGGAAGAUGGCCAUGCGGAAGCUGACAUCUAUGGAAUCCCAGAGUGAUGAUAUCACCAAAGUGACCCAAGCAGCUAAAAUUGUGGAGCGAAUGGUCAAUCAGAAUACAUAUGAUGAUGUUGCUCAGGAUUUUAAGUACUAUGAGGAUGCUGCUGACGAAUACCGGGACCAGGAGGGUACACUGCUGCCGCUCUGGAAGUUCCAAAACGACAAAGCCAAGCACCUGGCCGUCACCGCCCUCUGCUGGAAUCCAAAGUACAAGGAUCUGUUUGCAGUAGGACAUGGCUCCUAUGACUUUAUGAAGCAGAGCAGGGGCAUGCUGCUGCUCUACAGCAUGAAGAAUCCCAGCUUCCCAGAAUAUACCUUCAGCAGUGACAGUGGCAUCAUGUGUCUCGACAUGCAUAUGGACCAUCCCUAUCUAGUGGUGGUGGGCCACUAUGACGGAAAUGUGGCCAUUUACAACCUCAAGAAGCCCCAGGCCCAGCCCUCCUUCCGCAGCACAGCCAAGUCUGGCAAGCACACGGAUCCUGUAUGGCAGGUCAGGUGGCAGAAGGACGACAUGGACCACAACCUUAACUUCUUUUCUGUGUCAUCUGAUGGCAGGAUCGUGUCUUGGACACUUGUGAAGAGUGAGCUGGUUCACACAGAUGUCAUCAAGCUGAAGGUGGAGGGCAGCACCACGGAAGUUCCUGAGGGGCUGCAGCUACACACAGUGGGCUGUGGUACUGCCUUUGACUUCCACAAAGAGAUCGACUACAUGUUCCUAGUGGGCACAGAGGAAGGGAAAAUCUACAAGUGCUCUAAAUCCUAUUCCAGCCAAUUCCUCGACACCUAUGAUGCCCACAAUAUGGCAGUGGAUGCUGUGACCUGGAACCCAUACCACGCCAAGGUCUUCAUGUCCUGCAGCUCUGACUGGACAGUGAAGAUCUGGGACCACACCAUCAAGACCCCCAUGUUCAUCUAUGACCUGAACUCAGCUGUGGGUGAUGUGGCCUGGUCACCAUACUCUUCCACUGUGUUUGCAGCAGUCACUACAGAUGGAAAGGCCCAUGUGUUUGACUUGGCUGUCAACAAGUAUGAGGCCAUCUGUAACCAGCCGGUGGUGGCCAAAAAGAAGAACAAGAUCACCCACGUGCAGUUCAACCCCAUCUAUCCCAUCAUCAUCAUUGGCGAUGACCGUGGGCAUGUUACCUGUCUUAAGCUCUCACCCAACUUGCGCAAGAUGCCAAAGGAAAAGAAGGGCCAGGAAGUGCAGAAGGGUCCAGCUGUGGAGAUCGCAAAAUUGGAUAAACUGCUGAACCUGGUGAGAGAAGUGAAAACCUAA
This is a messenger RNA of Marmota flaviventris (yellow-bellied marmot), 2064 nucleotides long. The record is from RefSeq and is a predicted model, not a curated record. Lineage: Eukaryota; Metazoa; Chordata; Mammalia; Rodentia; Sciuridae.